This is a messenger RNA of Notodromas monacha, 6248 nucleotides long. The record is from the annotation of a GenBank genome assembly. NCBI's taxonomy places the organism in Eukaryota, Metazoa, Arthropoda, Ostracoda, Podocopida, Cyprididae.
AGAGUGGCCUUCCAAAGUGAGUUUCGCAGUCCUCGCGUUGCAUAAUGUCGAGGAAAGAGAAAGAAAAGCCGCUUCUUGAAAAAGUUCGCACCUUUUUCUCGAAGUUGAGCAAAGGUCAACGAGCAAUCGGCUCUUCUGCUCGCAGUGCGCCCGAAGUUCAAAGGCUCACAAAAGAUAUUCUUGAGACUUUGGAUCCUAAGCAUCCUUUUACGGAACGAGCGCAGGCAAUGCGAGAACUAGUGGAAAUUUUGCGAGCCAGCAGGAUUGAAGAUGGUGGAUUAGAAGCACUUUGGAAGCGGGUAUCAGACCUUUUGAACGAAAAUUCACCUGCUGGAAUGGAUGGGAAAAUUGCGGCUUGGGAAUUCUUAUGCAAGAUAAUGGAAGUUCAUGUGAAGUCAAUGAAUGAUCCAAUGCGUGAGAUGGCUUUCCGAGCGAUUGAUCAGACUUACUCGAAAGAAUGCGCUGAGUACAGCCUAGCUUUCCUAAAUAUUUUAACGGAGGAAGGUCGAAAAUAUCAUAACAUUGAGGAAAGAGUUGGUCCGUUCUUGCUUAAAGUAUUUCCGGACGUAAUUGUCAGUGAUCGAGCCGUCAAGUUCCUGAAUAUACUCGAGAUGGUGAUCAAGUUCAACACUGCCUACUUGGAUCCACCUCUGAUCACGUCCUAUAUUCAGUAUUUGUGCUCCUUUUGCCAAUGCACGGGAAUGGAGAAGGAAAUUGAGGCUAGUUUGAACAUCCUUGAUGCAAUUAUUUCUUACUCGUACUUACCCACCGAAGCCUUGCUUCCGUUCACCCAAACGUUGUGUAGGCUGGCAAAUUAUCCGGACUACUGUCCAAGAGCAUGGAAGUCCAUGAGGAACCUUUUAGGAACGUGCCUUGGCCACAGCGCCAUUUAUGCAAUGACAAACAUGUUGAUGCAUUUUGAAGACAACACCAUGGACGAAUUUUUGCUUCGAGGUGCAAUUUUUUUCAUUUCCAUGAGCUUGUGGGGAUCUCAGCGAGUGAAUGCUUUAAAGCAUACUCCAUUAUCAGUAUUGCCUUCGAUAUCCAAGGUGUUGGAUUGCGAUCAUACUCUGAUAGCCUACGAAGUUUCACUGACGCUGGUAAGGUUAGUAGAAAAACAUGGAAAGCAUCAAACACGACCUGCGUGGGAUUUGAUUUUUGAAAUUGUGGCAAAGCUGAUCGCCUUUUCAGACAAAAAACCGAAUCCUGAGAUCAACACCCAGUUGCAAAAGCUGCUGACGGCCAUGGAAAAUGUUCUUCUGGAAGUUAAACUCUCGGACGAAGCUAUGAAACUUUACGACUUGAUUGACAAAUGUUCUUAUUCGCGCCCUGAAGAAUCGGUUCUGAGAUUGCUUAACUUUUGGGCGGAACGAAUUCAUCCCUUGAGAUCACAAUGGAUUGAACAUCUGCAAAUGAUAAUGACAAAUUAUUACAAAAAAGAAACGCGAUUACGUGUGCGUUUGGAGACGCUUCGUAUUCUCAAAAACGUCCUUGAAUCAAAUCGAGCAGUUUUCGAAGAAGAGCUGGUCGACAAAAUUGUAUUGCCUUUUCUGGGAAACAUUGAAAUGGAGAAGAACGUCGUUGUGAGAGAACAAGCCACCGAAAUUCUGAUAGAAGUCGCUGGGAAUCUCCAGUCGAAAAAGUUCCUCAAGAUCAUCGACAUUCUGGAACGAAUUAUUAAACAGCCAUUUUCGGGCAAACUAAAUGAGGCGAUGGAAGAUCCGGACUUGGCUGAUGUCAAAGUUGCCCUUGGUGGGCUGACUCAGAUAUUCCGAAUGAAGCUAUAUCAGUUACCCUCGGAUCACUGCAUACGAGUCUAUCAAAUUCUUGUGUCCCACCUGAUGUCCCAUUACCGGAAGCCCAUAUGCGCCGAGAAAGCUGAAGUUUGGCGAUACAUGGUUUUUGAGUGUUUCCUGUCUCUUCGAGCUGACAGUCGGUAUCACCUUGGAAUAUGUGAUAGUAGAAACAACGUGGAGUUCAGUCCGUACAUCAUGGUGGACCAUCGACGUGGAGAGCAUCACAGUCAAGUUGCUCCGCCCACCAGUCAGAGUUCGUCCUCUUCCACUUCUCCUCCGCCCGCGUCUCCAAGUGCUGCCUCAUCAACGAUUGGCGCUACUGCCUCCUCGGUUUUCUCAACACCUUACCCGAGCUGCAAAAUUUCGUUGCUGUCAUUGACACAGGCCUGUGGCGCUUUAAUUGCUGGACUGCAGAAGGAGAAGGAUUGGACAGUUCUGCAGCUAUUACUCACGGCGCUUCCAGAAGUCCUGGGCAACAAAGCACUGACCCUUUCGAGAAAUGGGAACGAUAUGCAUUAUUUGGUUGACGCUGCUUGUAAUUUGAUGAACGAGAAAAGUCGCAUGCCUGAGCAACUUUCUUCGCUGGAUUUUCAGGGAUUUGUGUUUCCUGUUCUCAUCGCUCUGGUUCCGUAUCAUCGGCACGUUGAUCCUGAGCGUCAGACGAAGCUAAUCACCGCAAUAAAGCGAGGGCUGAUGACAAAAUCCACUGCGAGUUGUAUCGAUGCAUUGACAAUGUCUGCGUUGGAAAUGACGGAAACUAUGCACAAGAUUAUUCCGUCAACCUUGCAAGAACUUUCCAGGAUGACCGCAACGAAAAACAUUGCCUUGCCGACGCUUCUUUUCCUGUCAACGCUUAUCAGGCUACCUGGGGUCUACAAGAGCUUCAUUGAAGAUCAGUACCGGUCAAUUUUCGCAAUUGCCUUGCAGUACACGAAUCCCGUGAAAUUUGAGCACAGUGUCAUUUCUCUUGCCCACCACGUCAUCGCGAUGUGGUUUCUUAAAUGCCGUUUGCCUCUUCGACGUCAGUUGGUUCAGUUCAUAACGACUGGCCUGGAAGAUCAUGCGCUGAAAACCACGGCUGCUAAAGCAGCUGCAAAAAAUACGCCGACUGAUGAAAGUCGCGGGGCUCGAACAAUGGGAGACGAUCUCGCUGCAGAUCCAGGAGCCUUUGGUCGUCAACGGAGUUCCUCGUUGCAUGAACGGGCGAAUCCCUUCAAAAAAGAAAGUUUGCAUGGUGGGGGAAGCUCGUGCAGCACUUCCGAAGAAAAUUUACUUUCCUUUCACCAGGAGUUGGCAAUGACGUGUUUGGAUCUGAUGGCUCGAUAUUCAUUCGCCCACGUGUCGCCUUUAACGAACAGAACGCACAUCAGCGAUUUUCUUCUUCAAAACGGAGUUUCGGAGUCUUGGAUAAUGGGCAAUGAAAUCAUCACCGUUACUACGUCUGCGUGUUCGCUACGUCCUUUGCGCCCUGGUACAUUUUGCGACACUUGCUGGACUCGCUGUGCAGGGAAUGCGUCAUUAAGUGGGGAAACGAUCCAAACUCAGCCGUCCGUCGUGCCAAGUGCAAUUUCUGCUCCCAUAGACAUCGAAAGCCCGAAGCGGAAACGGCAUCAGUCAGAGUUCACUGGAGGAUCUCCUUCACAGGCAUCUUCGAAUUUCUGGUCCGCCGCAGCAAAAGAUGAUCUGCAUAUGUGGAAUAGUGAGGAUAACGUGGCUUCUAGUCACGCCGAAGGUUCUUCGACCAAGCGACCUGGGAACGAGCUUCAUGAUGAUGGACGGAUUUUGUGCACUUGUUGGUGUCAAGGCUGGGCCGAAAUCCACAUUCGAAGACCCACAGGAAGCACUUCUUGGGCCAUGAAGAUACAAAAUUCUGCGAUUCGAAGUUCGUCUCUUUGCAAUGACCGUGUUCUGGGGGAUAUAAUGUCUCAUUUGUUGCCAUCUUUGCGCGAGCGUGCAGUAGAUACUGACCUGGAUUCUGUGAUCCAAUCUGUCGAAGAGAAGGAUGUAAACGUUUCCGUGGGAUCUGUGAAAUCCGAUCUUCUGGAUGCUGAUCCGGUUAAUUCGUCGAGAGAUUCUGUGACGCAUUCGUCUGCCGCUGUUGAAAACGCUUUAUCCAAGAGCCAGACAAAUCUGGUAUCCGUGUCCAAGUUAUUGUCGGAUGGUCAUACGGGGAGCAUGCCGGAUUCGUUAUACACCGCCUGUUCGAACAAGUCUGCGGAAGCGUCACCUGUGAGAAAAUCUGCCCCGGGAAGUCCUGAAAUGCAGCAUGAAGACAGUGCCGGGCUUCUCGUCCCAACUUCUUCACGAGUCCUUCAGCAUCGCAACAGUCUACAAACAACCAUGUUGGGUGUGAAACCAUUGGGGAUCCCAUCUAGCGAAACGGCUUUCCGUGAGCGAAGCAGAACUGUGAGCCAUGCCGGUCAAGUGGGCAGACCACGCGGUUCAGUGCUACUCAGUCGAACCGGCUCUACGAAUACGCUGGGAAGUGGUUCGAAAGACCCUGGUGAACGUGCAGGAAUCAAUCCCAAGUUCGUAUUUCUUCAGCUGUUCUAUGGAGGCCAUUUGAGGGCCAGUGGUGAUGUUGACAAAAAUGAUGAAAGCGAGCCACUUCUUCUUCCGAGGACGAGAGAAGUGGAAAGAUCUAUUAAAAAUCUUGAUAGAAUUUACCCGUACGAAACUCACAAGAUUGGAAUAAUUUACAUUGGGCGAAAUCAGUUGGAUGCAGGACGAGAUUCGGAGAAGGAAAUUUUGUCAAAUGACUUCGGAUCGCCCAGAUACAUGGAAUUCAUUCAGGGAUUGGGUGAAAUAAUAAGUUUGUCGGACAUUGAUACCCGUACUACCUUCUUGGGAGGACUAGACACCGGGGGACUAGAUGGGGAAUUCGCCGUCACUUGGCGAGAUGAGUUGAUGCAAGUGAUAUUUCACAUUGCUACACUGAUGCCUAAAUCCGAAUCCGAUCCCAAUUGCAACAACAAAAAGAAGCAUAUCGGGAAUGAUUUCGUGUUGAUUGUGUACAAUGAGAGUGGGCGCCCUUACAAUACUUCGAUCGUGAAGGGGCAAGUGAUCUACUCAUGGAUUGAAAUCCAACCUUUGCCGCAUGGAUGCAACAAAAUUUUGGUUCAUGCCAGACCGGAAUCAGACGUUUGUCUGUUCGCCGGUGGGCGUCCUGCUCCGAUUAUAUCUGAUCGAAACUUGGCUUUGUAUGUUCGUCAAGUUGCGCUUCAUGCUGAUCUUUUGUCGUGCUUUUACAUGGAAGCGAAGGGAAAGCUACCUUACUCGUCGAAAUGGCUGGAGCGUUUGAGGCAAAUACGACGUCUACGUUCAAAAUUGAAUGAAGAUAAGCGAAGUGGUUCUUCUUCCGGCAAAGAAGGCGGUUCUCCAAACAAAACAGUGGAUCCUCAUGCUUCAUCAACGAUAGGUUCCCUGUCGCCUCAGCAAAGGAGACCGAUUGUAACUUCUUCGUUUAACCACUUUUUUGUUGUGCGCGUGGUCUUGGUAGCUUCAGAGAUGUCGUCAACAGGCAAGUUGGUGUUUUGUGCCCUAGGAGUUUUCGUAUGCUACUUCUUCUACGGUAUCCUCAUGGAACGCAUUACACGUGGGGACUAUGAUGGGGAGAAGUUCACAUAUUCUAUGUCUCUCGUCUGGGCGCUCUGCGUUGCCAAUUGCGUGUUUUCAAAACUGACCUUGUCAACUCUGUCGCCGGAAGGCCCGGACACAACGAGAACUAUGUAUUACAGUGUAUGUUCUCUGACUUAUCUUCUGGCCAUGAUUUCAAGCACAAUGGCCCUUCAAUGGGUGAAUUAUCCGACCCAGGUUGUUGGAAAAUCUUGUAAACCCAUUCCUGUGAUGAUUCUCGGAGUUCUGCUGGGAAACAAGAAAUAUUCGUUGCAGAAAUACUGCUUCGUCUUUUUGAUCGUUGCCGGUGUUUGCAUGUUCAUGUGGAAAGACUCUGCGAAAACAAUCAAAGGUCCUGAAAAUACGAGUAUGGGCGAGGUUCUGCUAGUUUUGUCCCUGCUAAUGGAUGGAUGCACCGCAGCUGUGCAAGAAAGAAUGAAGUCCGAGCACAAGACAAAACCAUUGACUAUGAUGUACUACAUGAAUCUCGGUGGAAUAAUUUAUUUGACGUUCAGCUUGCUUCUGACUGGUGAACUUGUUCUCUUCAUAAUGUUCGUAAUGGAACACACUCAUUUGAUCUGGGACAUAAUGAUAUUCUCGGUUGCGAGUGCGCUCGGACAGUUUUUCAUAUUUUUGACCGUGAGUGAAUUUGGGCCUCUGCCGUUGUCGCUGAUAACUACGACCAGAAAGUUCUUCACUGUUCUGGCAUCCGUCGUCAUAUUUGGACAUCAUAUCGCUCCACGGCAGUGGUUCGGUGCAGUUCUGGUCUUCACAGGACUCAUCAUGGACGGGGUUUACUCGAAAGGCUCCGGCAAAGCGAAGCCGUCGAGUUCUUGA